AUGCUGGCAUCUUUGUCCUACGGCGCCGAUUGCCUCUGUGGCUGGCGCCUCAAGGAGGAGAAUGCCCUUUACACGCAUCGACUACUCGAGGAUUUCGGCCAAUAUCCAGAUGUCACAUCGGUUCUCAACAAUCCGACGGCUGCCAAAUUCAACCGAGACUGGAUGAUAUAUGACUGGAGAAAUGUCGAGAUCAAGGACAAUUCUCUGGUACUUAGGCAACGUGGAUACAGCGCCGAUGACCUGCGAGCAUAUCGCCCUGUGAGCAUAGCUGCCAUACAGUCAAGAACACUUGACAUGCUUCAUGGCACGUAUCGAAUUGUCUUCAAGCUCGAAGGAUCACACGGAGGAGCAUGCGCGGGAUUUUUCUGGUAUCACGAUGAUAGGUCUGAGAUCGAUGUCGAGAUCGUUACGGCAGGAAACUCUCUAGUCAACAACACUAUCAACUACACAUUGCACCCCUCACUUGCACAAGACGGUUCACCUAUCCCAAGCGCCACAGUAUCACGUCCCCUGAACCAGUUUGGCUACAAUCCCGAAACCUUUCAUGAAUACCGCUUUGACUGCGAUCCUGUCCGAGGCGUUGACUACUACGUUGACGGCAAGCUCAUGCACACGAAUGACAAUAACAUCCCGACAGCUGGUGGCAACUUGCAAGUGAAACUGUGGGCUGAUGGGAACAAGUGGUGGAGUGGUACGCCGAGCACUACAGACGUCUUCAUGACCAUCAAGAGCAUUGUUGUGUACUACAAUACUUCCGGCCCGGAUGUUGAGUGGGAGAAAACUUGUCGAGCUGCUGGUGGACCCAGCAAGAGGACGAUCUGUAGCAUCAAAUAA
Exophiala xenobiotica is the source of this 834-nucleotide messenger RNA. RefSeq lists its product as uncharacterized. NCBI's taxonomy places the organism in Eukaryota, Fungi, Ascomycota, Eurotiomycetes, Chaetothyriales, Herpotrichiellaceae. The record is from RefSeq and is a predicted model, not a curated record. Gene Ontology annotation, biological process: carbohydrate metabolic process. The coding region runs from base 1 to 834 and encodes 277 amino acids. Gene Ontology annotation, molecular function: hydrolase activity, hydrolyzing O-glycosyl compounds. The transcript is spliced from 3 exons.